AUGCGAGUAAGACGUUUCUUCGGCAACAGUGGCUUGUUCACCAGAAAGAGUAAAGCGGUCACGAGUGGGGACGACGAUCGCGAGGCUUUCGAGAAAAACAUGGUCAUGGUCAAGACACAGUUUUUGCGCAACAUGGCUUACCGAAUAGACACGGACAUGAUUCGUCGACUCACGCGUAGCUCGGGUAAAUUUAAAGAAAUUUCAGACAAGUCAACAAUACCGGACUUCGUCGCAACGGUUUUUGACGUCGGUGAGGAGUACGGGGCUAUGUUGACAAACGUCCUUGCGUACUACGACUCCGUCAACGAGAAGUUCAAGAUCGUCGAGGGACCGAUGCUUAUCCGGAACAUCGUUGCAGAUGCCAAGACGGACGCGGUGCACCAAAUGCUUCGAGUUUCGAAUGCGCCUCCUCUCAUCGACAUCGACCUGCGCCACGACGUGCCAAUCUCGGAGAUGAUCGGCGACGGUCCGGUGAUCAAAGAAUGUCUCCAGGAGCUUAUAUUCAAUGGUCUGCGCCACGACAGUAAUAACCAGGUAUCGGUGCACGUGAAGGCGAUGAGCCACAGUCCUUGUCAGGUGACGUUCAGCGUGCAAAACAAGGGAAUUCGGAUCCAGGAUGAGGACGUCGCCGGCAUCUUCACACCCUUCAACAGCAUUCACCGAGGAGUCGUGCAUGGAUGUGGAUUGGGAAUAGGUCUCGCCAAGUGCAAACGAAUGGCAUACGAACUGGGGGGCGAUCUCGUUGUUCAGAACGGGGAGACCACUACGUUCUCACUAGUCAUCCCCAUCAAGCACGAGAAAGAGAUACGGCUGCAGCAUGACGGCAUGGCCCUGACCUUCAGGAGGCGGUCGAGCUACUAUGGCGUGGAGGCGGACGUUGCCGAGGAGUCUUGCAUUUUCCAAGAGGGAGAGAUUUCUCAUACUGCAACGAGACCUUGCAUCCUCGUGGUUGACGAUUCUGCCGUCGCCAGACGCCAGUUUGAAAAGAUGAUGAAGCACGUCGACAUCGAGGUUGAUCUGUGCGAUGGCGCUAUGGCGUGUCUGGAAGAGGUCAAGACGAAAGACUAUGACCUCAUAUGUCUCGACAUCAUCAUGCCCGUCAUGUCUGGAGUCACGUGCGCCUACCAAUUGCGCGAAGGGGAUACGCGUAACAAGGAAUGUCCACUUGUCAUCAUCACAGCGGACUCGUCGACAGAGACAAGACAGCUAUGUGCGUCCAUAUCAGAGAGCAUGGUUCUUGAAAAACCUGCAAAGCGAAACGUACUGUACAGGACCAUCAUGUCUUCCAUCCGAGAUUCUCAGAAAAGAGAGUGGAUCAGGCGGACGUGGCACACGAAGAACGCGGAGCAGCGGACGCAAACUCACAUCCGCGAGGCAACUCUUGUGUGA
This is a messenger RNA of Ectocarpus siliculosus, 1389 nucleotides long. NCBI's taxonomy places the organism in Eukaryota, Phaeophyceae, Ectocarpales, Ectocarpaceae. The record is from the annotation of a GenBank genome assembly.